Messenger RNA from Glycine soja, 2111 nucleotides. RefSeq names its product probable serine/threonine-protein kinase PBL8. The transcript has 6 exons. The record is from RefSeq and is a predicted model, not a curated record. Gene Ontology annotation, biological process: protein phosphorylation. Gene Ontology annotation, molecular function: ATP binding; protein kinase activity. NCBI's taxonomy places the organism in Eukaryota, Viridiplantae, Streptophyta, Magnoliopsida, Fabales, Fabaceae. Bases 215 to 1540 code for a protein of 441 amino acids.
CCAUUAAAGAGCGAGUGAGUCACCUCAAAAGAAUUUACGGAGUGAACAAGAGGGGAGAACCAGGCGAAGCAUGAAAAUCUGCUCCUCGGAGAAAAUUGCUAGUAGUACCCCACAACCACCAUCACCACCAUCACCACCACCACCACCACCACCGCCGCCACCGCAACAACAAUUGCUCCGACGACGUCGUUUCCUCUCUCCACCACUUGAAUGAAUGGGCAAUUGCGGUACCAGAGAGGAAUCUGCUGUGGUUUCCAACGCUCAAGUUGUUCAGCAGCUUCACCAUGCGACGUCGUUGGGCGCGAGUGCGAGGAGCCAGAAUGCAGGUAGCGAGAAGAAGCACGGUCACGGUCACGGUCACAGGCACAAUCUGAGCGAGUGCGCUUCGGAUCUGAGCGAGUCCUGUUCCACACCGCACGGUAACAAUAGCAACAACACGCUGCUCUACACGCACGUGAUCGCCUUCACGCUCUACGAGUUGGAGACCAUAACGAAGAGCUUCCGCGGCGACUAUAUCCUCGGUGAGGGAGGCUUCGGCACCGUUUACAAAGGUUACAUUGAUGAGAACGUCAGAGUCGGACUCAAAUCGCUCCCUGUCGCUGUCAAAGUGUUAAACAAAGAGGGUUUACAAGGACAUCGAGAGUGGCUUACGGAGGUGAAUUUUCUAGGGCAGCUGAGGCAUCCUAAUCUGGUGAAGUUGAUUGGGUACUGCUGCGAAGAUGAUCACAGGCUGCUUGUGUAUGAGUUCAUGUUUCGAGGGAGUUUGGAAAAUCACUUGUUCCGAAAGGCAACUGUCCCUUUAUCAUGGGCUACAAGAAUGAUGAUUGCUCUUGGAGCAGCCAAAGGACUUGCCUUUCUCCACAAUGCUGAAAGGCCUGUAAUCUAUCGUGACUUCAAAACGUCUAAUAUAUUAUUGGACUCCGACUAUACAGCCAAACUUUCUGAUUUUGGACUAGCUAAAGCAGGACCACAAGGUGAUGAAACCCAUGUAUCCACCCGAGUGAUGGGUACAUAUGGUUAUGCUGCCCCUGAAUAUGUAAUGACUGGCCACCUGACGGCUAGGAGUGAUGUCUAUAGCUUUGGCGUUGUUCUUUUGGAACUUUUAACGGGGAGGAAAUCUGUUGACAAGACCAGACCUGGAAAGGAACAGAGCUUGGUAGAUUGGGCACGGCCGAAGCUCAAUGACAAGAGAAAGCUCCUUCAAAUAAUUGAUCCUAGAUUGGAGAAUCAAUACUCAGUGAGGGCAGCACAAAAAGCAUGUAGCUUGGCUUAUUACUGUUUGAGUCAAAAUCCCAAAGCAAGGCCACUAAUGAGUGAUGUGGUUGAGACAUUGGAGCCUUUGCAAAGUUCAAGUGUUGGUCCAGGUGAAGUCUCAUUAUCUGGAUCAAAUAGUGGGAGUGCUGGGCCUUUUGCUAUGAACAAAAUCUCUGACUACCGGAUGCGCCACAAGUUUUCAAACAACGUUGGUCCCGGUGCUACUUGUCGGUCUCCGAACCCGAAUUGCUCACCAGGUGGCCCAGCAACAUUACGGGUCAGAUGAUAAUCGCAUGCCAUGAAUCCAUGUCUGGUGUGCUUUAUCUCAAGAAAAUGGUGUUUGUUGUUAAAAUGUGGGUGCAUCCUUGUAUUUGUUUCUUUGUACAUGAUAUGAUAAUAUGGUGACAAGAAGCCCCGGUGGAUCAUUUUUGUAUCAAUUUUUGGUCUUCUGUUCAUCUGGGUGGGAAUUAGUGUGUGAAAAUCUGUGUACUUGUAAUCAUCGCGGCAUCAGAACUAAUAUAACGGGCUCCUCACAACAUCAGCAGUGCAAGAGUAAGACGACCCGAACACGCAAGUACCUAAUGAUGUAUUUUAUUUGAGAUUAUUAGGUAAAAUGAGGGUAAGAUAAGACAAUCUUAGUUAACAUUUCUCUGUCAAACCCGGUUAGAUUGUCUGCACGCUCGUGUCUUUUUGAAAUGACCUAUUGGUGUUUUAAAGAAAUAAAGAUGGAGGGUCAUUUUCAAGCUUUUUAAGGUUUUUGUAAGUUUCCUAGUUUGAAGUCUCGGUAGAUGCUCUCUUUUUGUAGUUGAUAGCAUGUGUAUACUAUAAUAAAUGAAGUGAGUGAGCUUUUUUAACCA